Molecule: messenger RNA, 2986 nt
Organism: Hypanus sabinus (Atlantic stingray)
Lineage: Eukaryota; Metazoa; Chordata; Chondrichthyes; Myliobatiformes; Dasyatidae
Gene: fktn
Product: fukutin
Exons: 10
Coding region: 160-1536 (458 amino acids)
Cellular component (GO): Golgi membrane
Source: RefSeq, a predicted model, not a curated record
CGGCAGGUAAGAGGUGGUUGCCGGGUUUAAUGACUGGCUUCUGGGACGCUGGGACGGAAAUCUCGGGGUGAGGAAUGUAGGAGCGCUAGCGUGCUCGAUCGAAGGCGGUAGUCUGUCACUCCCUCCAGAGGAGCUAGAAGACGACACACACAGCAAUCAAUGGCUCGAAUCAGUAAAACUGCAAUAUUGAGCUUGCUCUCUGUGAUGAGUUCAAUCUUUCUGUUAUUUCAACUAUAUUAUUACAAACAAUACUUCUCAACAAAGAAUGGAGCAGACACUUCUGAUUUCAAAAAAAGUUAUUCCUCGGAAGAUAGCGUGCCCUGGAAAGUGGUCAAAAAAUUUCUUGGCUUGGUAUCAACCCACAACAUUCCUUUGUAUUUGAUUGAUCCUUUGGUUUUGGGACAAAUGAAUGAGAAUAUUCACAAGGACACAAGCACAGCCAGUGGUCAAAACUGCCAGUAUCUGUGCGCUCCCAGAGAGGUUACCACAUUUGCACUGUUGGGCAAAUUCUGGAAAAAUGAAGUGUUCCUGAAGAGAGAAGCUGAGGAGCAGGGUUUCCAGUGGAUGGAGCUAAGUGGUAAAGACCCACGACUGGCUGGAAUGGAUGGUCUUUCCGGAACUGAGAUUCCACUACAUUACAUCUUCAAGCUGCAGAGUCACGCCAUCCAUCUGGUGGUAUUUUAUGAGAGGAGUGGUAACUACCUCUGGCACGGGCAGUUGCGGCUGAAGCAGAAUGCAGACAAAAUGUUCAUACAUUUCCGAAAAUUGCACUUUGGGCGCUACCCUGGAGCCUAUAACAAACCUGAGCUACAUCUAGCUUUAGUUGAUGGACUGGAACUCCGUGUCCCUAAGGAAAUAGCACACUUCCUUGAGGAGUUUUCUCACUCCAGAUUUGUUGAAUGUAGAUACAAGGAAGCAAAGAUGUUUUAUCAGGUAUACCCUGAAGACACAAGUCAAGAUGCCACGGAUUUUAAGAGAAAAGCUAAGCAUUUGCUUCAUCUGGCUGCAAGGACAUUAGAUAAACAGAAGGUGCCAUUCUGGCUCAGCAGUGGAACGUGUCUUGGCUGGUUCAGACAAUGUAACAUAAUCCCAUACAGUAAAGAUGUGGACUUGGGAAUAAUGAUAAAGGAUUAUAAGCCUGAUAUCAUCACUGAGUUCCAGAGGGUAGGACUAACACUGAAACACAAAUUUGGCAAAGAAGACGACAGUCUUGAACUUUCCUUUCAGUUAGCUGAUUUGAAGCUGGAUAUAUUCUUUUUCUAUGAGGAAGAUGAUUACAUGUGGAAUGGAGGAACCCAGGUCAAAACUGGCAAAAAGUUCAAAUACAUAUUUCCUAAAUUUACUCUCUGCUGGACUGAAUUCCUGGAGCUGAAGGUUCGAGUCCCCUGUAAAACACUUGCAUAUGUGGAAGCAAACUACGGCAAGAACUGGGAAAUUCCUGUAACCAUUUGGGAUUGGAAAAGUUCCCCAUCUAAUGUUCAAGAAAAUGGAAUUUGGCCUCCCAGCGAAUGGGAUGAAGUUAUCCAGAUCCAUUGAAUAUCACUGCAUCUGAUCAAGGGUAGCAACAGAGAAACAGUGACCACCACAACAACCUAAAAAACUGGUUAAUGUGGUUAAUUAUCUCUGGGCCAAUCAACGACCAUGAAAGGAUUUGUAGCACUGGAGAUAAGGUGGUCAGGUGAGAGCUGUCUACUGGCAUCAAUAGGAAGCCUCUUCAUUCAUGAAAAGGCAGUUUGUAUACUGACUUUCAAUACAUUUCAUGAUUAGGAUAACGUCUAGCAGGAAGUGUUCAGUUUUUGAAUUAUUUUAUAAAAUUUAUGCUACUGAACACCAAGGCAGAUUAAAGUGUUAACUUACUGAAAUACUUAAAUUAUCUAUUUAUUAAUUAACUGAAUUCUACAUAAGUUACUAGAUUUUGGAAAGAAAGUACAAUUACCUUGAAUGCACAUAUCAUACACUGGGUGUCAGGAUGCUCUUGUGUUUACUAAAUUUAAGGAAAUGAUCCAGCUAAGAAAGCUUGUUUUUACUUUUGGUUGAUGUAUUUAUUUGAUGACUUCCUUGUCUUCCUUGCAAACAAAAAAUGAAAGGUUUGCUUAGUCUUUGUCAACAUUUUUUCUGUAUUUGGAGCAGGGAGAUUUCAGUAGUCGUAAAUUAGCCUUUGUAUCAAUGUUAGGUUAAAGGGCCAAUGACAUUCUUAGUUCUUAUACAUUGUCAUUGAACUGGAAGCAUUAAUGGUUUCUCUCUUCCCAGAUGUUGCUCAACCUAUUGAGAGUUUUUAUGUUUUCAUUUAUUAAAAUAUAGUGUGUUUGUAAUAUUUUAUAAAACUGUCAGAAUUAAAGUAAUGGAUUUCAAGGUGCUAUUCGCUAUCAGGAAUGGACUACAGUAUAUAUGAGUGAUACCACUUAAUAAUGUUUAUGUUCUGUGGUAAAAAUUGCAUUCUGACUUGUCAGUUUUUGCAGUAAAAUCUGUGUUUUCUGUAUUUAUUUAAGAUGUGCGUUCUAAAUUUUUAUUUUGUGUGACAAAUGAUUCAGAUUGACUGAAGCAUCUAAAAAAAAGACAUUAAAAAUAAGUUUAAGAAGUCCACUUUUGUGCUUUGUUGAAAUGUGAAAAAGACAGGAAAUGUGACUUAAUGCUAACUUUAAUUAGUGACAGGUUGGAUGUGCCUAAAUGUAAGGAUUUUUUUUCAAACAGAAGCAAAGUGUUUUAUGAUGGACAUGAGAGAAAGUGCUCUAAGUAAUAUAUAAUGUUAUGUUCUUAAACUCAGGACUUUUACUGCACCAGCACAAAAUUGAAUUUUUAUUUUAAGUAAUCAUCAUGUAUGUGUAGCUCAACAUGACAUGUAGAUUGUGGAAUUGUCUAACUUAAGUUAACAUGAAGUUAAUUAACUUAUAUUGUGUAGAAUUAUUUGGAAAAUGUGGUGGCUCUGUCUUUUUAUGUUAUUGUUACCUACAAAUUAAAUGUCUAAUAAAUAAUCAAUAUGGCAGCU